UCUCUAAAGCCUCCUCCUUUGGCCAUCUAUUCUCUGCAAAAACCUAGCCAAAAUCCUUCCAUAUUCACCGUCCGUCCGUCCGUCCGUGAAAGUAACCAUGGCAACUGAAACUCCAAAGAAACAGCUUCAAUCCCCCAGAAAACCCAAACAAUCCCUCAAUAAUCUCAAAGUACAGUCCUCUCCUCUUUCCAUUUCUCUCUCCCCUCAAACCCCUCAAUCCUUAAUCCCUCCCCAGGCUCCUCCUCGCCGAUCCUUGCGCCGAACUUCGCUACAUUUCAGUUCAACACCCAUAGAGGAUUCCAUAGAAUAUGAAAAAUCAGAUCCAAAGACGCCUCGAAAGGCUGUGGAAGAAAUUGGGAAAAUUUCGGGGCAAAGUCGAAAGGGGCAGAGUCAUGAGGAGAGGGUGAAGACUCCAAAAACUCCAAAAAUUCCAAAAAGAAAGAGAAAUGGUGAGAAUAGGAAAACCGCAAAGUUGGGUAUUCUGGGUGAAGGAAUGGUUGAGGCUGAGGUUACAUUUUCUUCAGUGACACCGGAGGUCUUGGAGACUAAGAAGAGGAAAAGAGGGGAAGAUAAAACUGUUAUACCAAGAGCUAUGGCUACAAGGAGUUCGAAGAAGAAGGAAAAGAAGAGGGUUUAUUAUAAGAAAGUGGUGUAUGAUGAGGGUGAGUUUGAUGUGGGAGAUGAUGUGUAUGUGAAGAGGAGAGAGGACGCGAGCUCGGAUGAUGAGGUUCCUGAAAUGGAGGAGUGUAGAGUGUGCUUCAGGGCAGGGAGGAGUGUGAUGAUUGAGUGUGAUGAUUGUCUAGGUGGAUUUCACUUGAAAUGCUUGAAGCCGCCUUUGAAAGAGGUUCCUGAAGGGGAUUGGGUUUGUGGGUUUUGCCAGGCUCAAAAACUGGGGAAAUAUGUUGAGUUUCCUGAGCCUCCAGAGGGGAAGAAGCGGGUUAGAACUCUAAGGGAAAAGCUGCUUGCUAGUGAUUUGUGGGCUGCCCGUAUAGAGAGUUUGUGGAAAGAAGUAGAUGGUAGCUUUUGGUUCCGGGGGCGUUGGUAUAUGAUACCAGAAGAGACUGCAUGUGGAAGGCAACCCCAUAAUUUGAGGAGGGAGCUUUAUCGGACAAAUGAUUGUGCUGACAUUGAGAUGGAAUCUAUCAUCAGGCAUUGUAAUGUUAUGAGCCCCAAAGAAUAUGCCAAGGCCAAUGAUGAGGGGGAUGACGUUUUUCUAUGUGAAUAUGAAUAUGAUAUUCACUGGCACAGUUUCAAGCGUAUAGCUGAGAUUGAUAAUGAUGAAGCAGAUGAUGAACAUGCUGACAGUGAUGAAGACUGGAAUUCUUCCAAGGAACCUGACUCUGGAACAGAUGAAGAUAUGGAAUAUGAAGAGGAAAGCACAAGGAAUGCACAAGCCAGACUGUCCACGGCUCAUCUGGCUGCAAACUCUCGGAAGGGCCAUUUCUUUGGACUUCAAAAAAUAGGCACCAAAAAAAUCCCAGAACAUGUGAGGUGCCACAAGCAGACUGUGCUGGAAAGGGCAAAAGCAACACUUUUAUUGGCAACAUUGCCAAAGUCAUUACCUUGUAGGAAUAAGGAAAUGGAGGAGAUAAUGGCAUUUGUAAAAGGUGCCAUCUGUGAUGAUCGAUGUCUUGGACGUUGCCUUUAUAUUCAUGGUGUUCCCGGAACGGGCAAAACAAUGAGUGUAUUGGCAGUAAUGAGAAACCUCAAGUCUGAAGUUGAUGCAGGAAGCAUAAGACCUUACUGUUUUGUAGAGGUUAAUGGUCUAAAGUUGGCAUCACCAGAGAAUAUUUAUAGAGUUAUAUAUGAAGCAUUAACUGGACAUAGGGUUAGUUGGAAAAAGGCUCUGCAGUUACUGAAUGAACGUUUUUCAGAUGGAAAGAAAAUUGGCAAGGAGGAUGACCGACCUUGUAUUCUACUCAUUGAUGAACUUGAUCUUCUUGUAACCAGAAACCAGUCGGUACUAUACAACAUUCUUGACUGGCCUACUAAGCCACAUUCCAAGUUAAUUGUGAUAGGAAUUGCAAAUACAAUGGAUCUUCCAGAGAAGUUGCUUCCUCGCAUUUCAAGCCGAAUGGGUAUUCAGAGGCUCUGCUUUGGCCCCUAUAAUUAUCAGCAGCUUCAGGAAAUCAUAUCAAGUCGUUUGAAAGGAAUUGAUGCAUUUGAAAAGCAAGCAGUAGAAUUUGCUUCAAGAAAGGUAGCAGCUAUUUCAGGGGAUGCACGCCGUGCUCUAGAGAUAUGCAGGCGUGCAGCAGAUAUAGCAGAUUAUCGUAUCAAGAAACAAAUUUCAACUGUGAAUUCUUCUACAGGGAAAGAUAUUGUUACCAUGGCCGAGGUUGAUGCAGCCAUUCAGGAAAUGUUCCAGGCGCCUCAUGUACAAGUAAUGAAAAGUUGUUCUAAACUGAGUAAAAUUUUCUUAACGGCAAUGGUUUAUGAGCUCUAUAAAACAGGAAUGGGGGAAACUACCUUUGAAAAGUUGGCAAUGACUAUUUCAUGUCUCUGCACAAGCAAUGGAGAAGCAUUUCCUGGUUGGGACACAAUUUUGAAAGUUGGCUGCAAGCUUGGAGAAUGCAGAAUUAUCCUGUGUGAACCAGGAGAUAGGCACAGGUUGCAGAAGCUGCAGCUCAAUUUUCCCAGUGAUGAUGUGGCUUUCGCCCUGAAAGACACCAAGGAUCUGCCAUGGUUGGCGAAGUAUCUAUGAUUCAAGAAGCCUGCAAUUACAUUAAAUUCUAAAUUUAUAGCUACAGUUUGCCUUCGUUCCCAUUUUAAGAUCCCCACUUUUCCCUUGUAUUUCAAUCACAUUCAUGCUGUCAUUGCAAUGUUUUAGCUAUAUGGUAUUUGGAAGAGGAAAUUGUUCCAUUUGAGGCAUACCUACUUUUCAGUAUGAAAAAUACUGAGAUGAACAGUUGGUGUUUGUGAUUUUUUUUUUUACUACAGUAAGAAAAUAGACUUGAGAACUCAGAAGAUAAUAUCUUAUGCCAUUGGCUCUA
Messenger RNA from Theobroma cacao (cacao), 2990 nucleotides. RefSeq names its product origin of replication complex subunit 1B-like. Gene Ontology annotation, biological process: DNA replication initiation; mitotic DNA replication checkpoint signaling. Gene Ontology annotation, cellular component: nuclear origin of replication recognition complex. The record is from RefSeq and is a predicted model, not a curated record. Lineage: Eukaryota; Viridiplantae; Streptophyta; Magnoliopsida; Malvales; Malvaceae. Gene Ontology annotation, molecular function: ATP binding; DNA replication origin binding; ATP hydrolysis activity.